AUGCUAACAGUACACGUGCAACACCGCAGCAGCAAGUUCAAUUUGUAUCUGGACCAUGCAAAGGACUUGUCAUUUCAAAGGGAAGGAAAUUUGCCAAGCACGCUGGUCAAAGCCUAGAGUGACAGGCUGAACAUAACACAGCACAAAAGGGACCAAUUGCUUAAUGAUUUAUCUGAUUCAAGUGACUUCUCCCCCUCAUCUUUGAAGGGUAAAGGAGAGGAAAGUUCACUGGCUCUGCACAUGGAGAGGCUGAGCAGUCGCACUGCGCCGCAGGACUGUGAAAGGCAGCAAGACUUCACUGACAGGCAGCGACGGAGACAGAGGAGGGACACCCCCACCAGCCAAGACGGAGAUAUUGAGUCUAGAGAGGAGUUCAGCUCCGUCACACUUAAUGAUUCCUACAAACAGAAGCAGCAGAAGAAAAAUAAGGACUCCUUGGCCUCUAAAGAGCCCAACUUUGAUGGACGUCCCCAGUCCCCAAAGAAAGCCGGCACAAGUGGACAGGAACAAGAGAAGAUGAAGAAAAAGAAUCUGCCCCAGCAUGCAGAAGAAGAGAAGAGCCCAGAAGUGCCUGGAACUAUUACUCAAAUGUCAAGGCCCAAGUCUCCUUAUGGUAAAGACAAGAAAACGCAGCAAAUUCAAGCUUCAACUACCAAUUCUCCGGCAGACAAAAGCAAAAAGAGAGGAAAAGGAUCCAAGAAACAAGUGUUUGACUCUUACAUGACAGCUGAGGACGUUUCCCAUGGCCUGAAGAGAGGAGAGCUUAUUCAAGGACAACUAAGAAUCAACCCUAAGAAGUACCAGGAUGCUUACAUCCCAUCUCCUAAUGACAUGCGGGAUAUAUUUCUGGAUGGGAUUGUAGCUCGCAACAGAGCGCUGAACGGAGAUGUUGUGGUGAUACAAGUCCUGCCUCGAGAGCAGUGGAAGGUUGUGAGGUCAGAUACUGACUGUGAGGGCGCCAGUGAGUCAGAGACGCAGAGAAAACAUCUGGUGAAAACACCCCAGAAGAAGAAAGAGCACACCCCCAGGCCUGAUGCUACUGUGGGCAAUUGCUGUAGGGACCAGGAUGAACUCUUAAGCAAGGUUCAGAAUAUCACCCUCACUGACACAGAUCCGUCAACCCCUUGGUCCAACGGGGAAAUACUCCAAAAGACUGCUAAUGUGGUCUACAUUGUUGAGAAGAAACACUCCAGAGCAGCGACAGGCUUCAUCAAGUUCCGACCAGACAAGCCCUUUGUCAUGUUUGCCCCCGUGGACCACCGGGUGCCUCGCAUUAACGUUCCCCUGGUUGACUGCCCUGCCGACUUUAGUUCCCGCUCGGGUGACUACAUUAACACGUUGUUCAUCUGUCGCAUCACCAACUGGUCAGCCGACAGCAACUUUGCAGAAGGACGACUGGCUAAGACUCUGGGUCAAGCUGGAGAAAUCGAACCAGAGACAGAGGGCAUCCUGACGGAGUAUGAUGUGGAUUCUUCUGAGUUCUCAGAUAGCGUGUUGGACUGCCUGCCCAAGAACCUGCCCUGGACCAUCCCACCUGAGGAGAUGACGAAGAGGAGAGACCUGAGGAACGAGUGUAUCUUCACAAUCGACCCUUCCACUGCCAGAGAUUUGGAUGAUGCUCUUUCCUGUAAACAACUCCCAGAUGGAAACUUUGAGAUGGGAGUUCACAUUGCUGACGUGAGCUAUUUUGUGGAGGAGGGCAAUGCUCUGGAUGCCAUUGCCAGCCAAAGAGCAACUAGUGUGUACCUUGUUCAGAAGGUGAUCCCCAUGUUACCUCCGUUGCUCUGUGAGGAGCUGUGCAGUCUCAACCCUCUCACCGACAGACUUACUUUCUCUGUCAUUUGGAAAAUUACACCCGAGGGGAAGAUCCUGAGUGAGUGGUUUGGCCGCUCAGUGAUGCGCUCCUGUGUGAAAUUGAGUUAUGACCAUGCUCAGAGCAUGAUCGAGGCCCCUGAGAAAUUGUUCUCCGCUGGGGAGCUGCCACCUGUGGACCCUGUGCACCCCAUCGAUGAGAUCCACCAGGCUGUGCUCAACCUGCACUCUAUUGCCAAGAACCUCCGAGCUCAACGCUUCUCAGGCGGAUCCCUCAGGCUAGACCAGAUGAAACUUUCUUUCACCCUGGAUAGAGAGACCAUGAUGCCUCAGGGCUGCUAUGUUUAUCAGUACAGAGACAGCAACAAGUUGGUGGAAGAGUUCAUGCUGCUGGCGAACAUUGCCACCGCCCACCACAUCUACCGCAAAUUUCCUGAGCUGGCCCUGCUCAGGCGCCACCCUCCACCAAAUGCCAAGAUGGUGGAUGAGCUGCAGGAGCUGUGUGACCAGUUGGGCAUCGACCUUGACCUGUCGUCUGCAGGAGCAUUGCAUAGGAGCCUCAAUACUACUCUUGGUGAUGAUGAGUACUCCAGUGCCAGAAAAGAAGUCCUCACCCACAUGUGCACCAGACCCAUGCAGAUGGCGUUGUACUUCUGCACAGGCGUAGUGAAGGACGAGCCGCUAUUUAAGCACUACGCCCUCAACGUUCCUUUCUACACACACUUCACCUCACCCAUCAGGCGCUAUGCUGACAUCAUUGUGCACCGGCUGCUGGCUGCUUCCCUGAAGUGUGGGCCUCACUUAGGGCUGUCAACAGAGGAAGUGGGAAAACAGGCAUCGCACUGUAAUGACAAGAGGACGGCAUCAAAGCGAGUCCAGGAGCUCAGCUCGGGGCUCUUCUUUGGAGUUUUUUUAAAGGAGUGUGGCCCCCUGGACUCUGAGGCCAUGGUGAUGAGGGUGUUGGAUCAGUCGUUUGAUGUGCUGGUUCUCCGCUACGGAGUACAGAAACGCAUCUACUGCAAGGCUGUUGCGGGCCUGGCCUCAUUUCACCAUCGUAAGGUGGGAAAGAAAUCUGAGCUGACCCUGAUCUGGACACCAGACGACUUAGAGAAACCUCCAGUGGAGCAGAUCAUUUCACUCUUCACUCUGGUGGAGGUGCAGCUACAAGACAACAGCGCUCCGAUGAAAUACAGCGCAGUGCUCAAGAGGCCCGAUGACAACGCACCAUAAAUACAGGGAUGUGCCUUGGUGCACAGAAACACUUACACAGAAGUUUGGGAUUGCACUUUUUCUUUUGUUGAUUCAUAGACUUCACAUGUA
Messenger RNA from Hippoglossus stenolepis (Pacific halibut), 3132 nucleotides. Its product is annotated as DIS3-like exonuclease 2. Gene Ontology annotation, molecular function: RNA binding; 3'-5'-RNA exonuclease activity. Lineage: Eukaryota; Metazoa; Chordata; Actinopteri; Pleuronectiformes; Pleuronectidae. The record is from RefSeq and is a predicted model, not a curated record. Gene Ontology annotation, cellular component: exosome (RNase complex); P-body. Gene Ontology annotation, biological process: miRNA catabolic process.